GCACGUGGUUCAAAAUUCAAGAUGGCGGAUUCCACUAAGAAGAAGAAGAAGAGGCAAGUUCAAGUUUUUGACUUGUUUUGAAAGUAAAGAUCGUCAAACUAUUCAUUUUUUUCUUCACAGGAGAUUGUGUGACAUGGACGCAGAUGCGUUUAUGAUGCAUGAGUUUGAUUCUGACCUUUACGUUUACCUUUAGGUAAAGGUCAGAAUCAAACCCAUGCAUCAUAAAGUUUUUGAGUUGUUUUGAAAGUAAAGAUCGUCAAACUGUUUAUUUUUUCUUCACAGAAGAUUGUGUGACAUGGACACAGAUGAGUUUAUGAUGCAUGGGUUUGAUUCUGAUGUUUCCGUUGGGGACGAUGGGCAAGAAAACGAAGAAGAUUGUUCUACUGCAGUUGUCCAAACGUCUUCCAAUCAAAAGAAGAAGUACGCUACGCCUAACCUAUAUUUUUGUCAUAAAAGAUUUGAUAAAAUUCUCCUGCUUAAAAUAGGUGUUUUAGUUGACUUGUAAAAUGUUUUAGUUAAUUUUUUAUCUCAGGUAAUUUUUCUUUUCUUUAAUUUUUGGGCAUGGUAAUGUAUCAGCUAAUGAAGUUAAAACAAAAAAUUACCCUAGAUUAAAAAAAAGCCAGCUUUGGGAGAUGCCUAACAGUGUCAAGAGGAACAAAUAAGCAAGCAGAUAAAUGUUAUUUAAAAUUAUAGCCGACAAGUGAAGCCAUUUAAUGUUUAAUUUGUGUCAGAUUUUAGUAGCUCAGUAAUUCAUCUUGAAACUUUGUUUCCAGAAAAUCCAAAAGUGCACAUCACAAAGAUCAGCUAGCUAGAUUACAAGAAAAGGAUCCUGAGUUUUACAAGUUCUUAAAAGAAAAUGAUAAAGAGUUGCUGGAUUUUAAUGACUCAGAUACUGGCUCUGAGGCAGACUUUGAGCAGGAAGAUGAUGACCUUCAUAGUGAAGAUGAUGAUGAAGAUGCUGAUGAAGAACACAAGGAUAAGAGACCUAAGAAAAAGGUAGAAAUGUUUUUGGAAGAAUAAUACAAGGCUGUGCUGGAAGGGAUCCAAGUGUUCUAAACCUGUGAAAAAACGGGGUGCCCAGGAAGAUUUCUUAGGUACCCAAGAGCAAAAGUAAGGUUAUAACUGGUACAGAUCCAGGGAAUCCUGAAAUUGCUUGGUUCACAUUAUUGCAGCAACAGUGUAGUGUACUUUAAGUAUAGCUCACAUGAUAUAUCUGAGUGUACAAAGGUUCAUGGGAUUGAUUAUUAAAAGCAUGAAAGGUUAGAUCUGGAGUUUUCCUUGUGUAGACUUAAUAAUCCAUUCAAAUCGGCUUCAGUACGUGAUUAAGACACGACAGUGCAGUUCAUGCACUUUUGACUGAAAACAAAACAGUAAAUUUGAAAUUUGUUUGCUGGUGUUUUGACACUGUUUUUUUCGUAGAUGUGCUGCCCUUUUCAAUCACCAGUAAUUUAAGUCAGUGGGAAAGCAGAUACCAUUCAGAAUUUUUCAUUUGAUUUGUCCUUGAUCACCAUAAAAGAAAAUGUUCUUUGUGUUUUGUAUUUUCACAUUCGGAGAGGUUCUGAUCACUUUGAUUUUCUUGGUUUCAGAUUUUAUCUAAAGCAGGCAAAUCCAGUGGAGAACAAGAUGGUGACGACAAUGAUGAUGAUGAUGAUGAUGAUGAUGAUGAUAUUACAAAUAUGAAUGAUGAUUUAAAUGAUCAAGAGAAAGUUAACAAGAGGGAAGGAAAAUCAGUGACUCUGGAGAUGAUAAAAGUGUGGAGAUCAGGACUUGAAGUAUGAUGUUCUGUUUUGGAUUGUAAAGUUUAUUUGUGCCCUGUAAAAUGUGGCAUAAAUGCUGAUGUUAAAAUGGAAGUACAGUUUGCCUCCCUACCUCCUGACCUGACCUUUGCUGUGAUUGAUCCCUUUGAAAUCAACAGAGUUUCCAAAAGUAACUGAAUGCCGGUUAAAAUCUUUGCCUACUUGGUUAUUAUGGCUGGCUACUCUGCUUGGCAUUUCUUUACGGAUGGCGUUUUUUGAAUAAAAUUUCCCUGGACUGACCGCUUACUUUGACAACUGAGCCAUCUACUUUAAAACUUUCUGACAACCCUGAUCAACAUUCCUUUUAAAUAAUCUGUUAAAUUAAAACAAAAUUAUGGGAUCGUUAUAAGUUUCUGGGAAACUGCCUACCUAUCCCAACCCUAAGCUAACAUUUUGCCCUAAGUGAGAAGUACAUGUACGUGUCAAUGUUGGCUUAGGGGAGGGGUAGGUGGGCAGUUUCCCAGAAAUGUAUAAUGAUCCAAAUUAUGUUUUAUUUAAAGGACCAUGAACAGAUUUGGAAACUCAACUGGCAGACAGCAGCUAGUUGGUUAUUUGCAAGCAUGGGCAAGGAGUUUAUUAAUCCCUUUCAUCACUGUCACUAACACUCCUAUUCAAAACUGCCUGUUAAAGCAUUGUACACACAUUCAGGAAAUUUGAUUUUCUUUUCUCUGUCAGAAAAAUUCAAUUUAUUCACUUAAGCAAGCACUGAGAGCAUUUCAGUCAGCUGUUCACGGAGCCCUAGACACUGGAGAUGAAAAAUCGCAAGUUCGCUUGACCUUUAAAGUUGAGGGAGACAAAGGUACACAUCAGCUGAUAAACAUGCAACAUGCCAUACCCCUAAAUGGUUUUCGCUCUUCUAAUCUUCUAAUCUCAGUUUUUAAUAUCUAUGUUGCCCUAACUGUGGCUGACUUUACAAGGCUCCAAAUAAUUUUGGGACAGUGGUUGGACAUCAUAACCAACUGAAGAAACUUUUGCUCAGUUGAGUCUCAUUUCUGACCAGUCCAAAUAUUCAGAUUGGAAUAAAAAGGUUUCCGUUCAUGCGUAAUUUUUUGUCCGUGAGCAUGAUUGUAUUUUUAUGGAGACAAAAUCUAAGAUUUACAGCUAGGAGGAUUUGGUUAUUUUUUCAAGUGUGAGAGUGGCGUGACCAGUGAAUGAUCAGAGAGUGAAGUGUUUGUCCAGUCAAGCCAACUUUCUGGCUGGACAUUGUCUGUUGACCGGCCAUUAUUUUGAGCCCUGCUUUUAUAUUUUACUCUGUACUGACUACAUGUACAUGCACAUUCAUCUGUAAUGUUAUUUAUUUUUCCUCUCUCAUGAUAAUUUUAUUAUUUAUGCCAUUGAUAGUGAAAGGCCAAAUGUUGACCUUUCAUGAGACAAACCAGAAUGAUUUCAUCUGUUGGGUCAGAUGUUAAACUAAUGAAGUAUAAUUAUAUUAACCAAUCAGCCACAAAUUUCUGAAGCAGAAUUUGAUAGAGUGGAUGUUGACCCAAAAUCAUUCAGACACACUUAACUGAGAAAGACAUCAAGCUUUUCAUGGACUAAAUACCACCCACUCUGGUUUGUCUAAUGAAAAUUUCCUUCCUUGUUCUUUGCUUUACAAUUCUUCAGUGAAGCUACACAAAAUGAAGCAGGUCAAUCCAGGCUUGUGUCGCACAAUAAUAUUUCUUACAAAUCUCUUUAUUUUGUCACUCUGAACCUCAAGAUGUGGCUUUAAUGUUCACAAGAAUGGGGGGAUGGUCUUCAAUAUUUGAUUGAGUAGGUAAAUUGGAUAGAACAUCUUGUCCAAUAAUCAGAAAAGUCUGGGUUGGAUCCCCAGUCUAGUCUGAAAAAUUUGCAGUUUGUUUUAUUUACGGUAACUUUAACCUGUUAGGUUGUUUACACGUCUAAUAUUAUUUAGUUUUAUUGCAAGCAUUACAUUUAUGUUAAUCUUUUUUCACCUGAAGUUCAUAAAUCUACUUGUAUAGUGAUUUAUGUUCAUACAUUCCUGUAUAUUUUUGGUCAACCAUUUUUUUUCUCCCCAGUUUUCAAUGCCAUUAUUCAACUUUGCUUGAGACAUGUCUACCCAGUAUUAUUUCACUACAUUGGAGGGAUAAACUAUAAGCAAGGAAAAAGGUUUGUAAAGAAGUGUCAAAAUAUAAAGGCAGAUUAAGUACAUGUAUUCCAGUUCACAAUGGCUGAACUUUGGUCAUGAUAUUAAUGUUGUAAGCCAACAUCGCUAGGCAAGCUUUAGGACCUUUUAUUAAAGUAGCUGUCAAGCUUACGGGUAAUAUGUGUACAUUCUAUUGACAAAAGCUUAUGCAACAAAAAUAAACACAUGCUGUCAAACAUUUUAAGCCUCAACCCAACAGUUCUUUACUCUACCUGGUCAUUGUAUUUCUGUGUAGGGUUUUUUUUAUAGCUAGCCUGGGAAUGAGCUCUCCAGGCCAUAAAGGGGAGUUGCAAGAUAUCACACGAGAACCACAGGUAAAAAGAGACUCCACUAUGAGGGCAUUUUUGGCUUGCACUUGUUUUCUUGUGGCUCACUUUGCUUGCCAUAAUUGGAGAACUUACAUGUAACUUGCAUGGAGACUGUUUGAUAGCCACAUGGAAGCUCUUUGAGGUCUUUUGAGGUAGGAGAGGAAAGGACAGGGAAAGUAGGGUUCUUUCUCCUUUUUCUCCCCACCCCUCUCUCCUAGAGUGCCUCAGAGAGCUUGCUCGCAGGCUUGUUUUUUGAUCAUUGGUUUCAGGAAGGUGUGUUUGUCUUUUAUUGCAGAAUUCUUCCUUCUUUUCAUUCAAACUGGUCUAAGGUUAAAACAUCAGUCAAGCAUUACCUCACUGACAUUCUACAGGUACAAUUUAAAAUAAUAAUUGUGCUAGGGUACAAGUGCUAUAACCUGCGAAAACAUCCGUUUCUCCUUGCUCUUCGCCGCUGGGGACGUUUCGGGCGGAGGAACGUCUGCGACUCAGCGACAGAAAUUCCAUACUGAUGAUGCAAAUCAGUGUUUACAUAAUAAAUCCGGUAGUCAUGGGGUUCCAAAUAACUAUGUCCAAUUUUACGUGUCUUACGGUCGAUUUUGGAAAAGUGUUGUGUUCAUCAGCCAACGAGCUCCCGCAAAACUCAAAUGCUUCUUCUAGAGAAGACUAUAUUCCACAGAAUCGCAUAAUUAAGUAAAAUCUCGCAUUCUGAUUGGUUAACGAAGCGAGGUAUUUAGUGUGGAAUUGCGAGUUGAAAACGAGGCUAAGCGAUAUUGUUUCGCAUCUACGUAACAACUAUCGUCAAAUUCUAACACAACAACAUGCAAAAAAGGUUUUCUACAAUGUCAUGUUAAAAUGUUUUCAAAACCAUUCAUUGUCACUUUUUGAAGAGUUAAAAACAAACAAAAGCCUUUUUUUAAAGUGAGCCGGAGGUUCUUCCUUGUUUUGAACUGAACUACAGAUUCUCGAAGAGACAUAAAACCUCUUUCACUCGCGACAACCAGAAAACAAGAAAAUCCUGUGAACACGGCCCAGAAAAUGGCAAUCCAAAGUUCAACCAAACAAAACGGAGAAACGACAACGGAGGAAGUGCCGGGGUCGAUUGUCCCAUAUACAGAAGAAGAAAUAAAUACCUUCAAAGAGGACAUGGCCCCUGAAAACACGAAAAAGAGUACGCCGCUUGCAAUCGUCCUGAAUCGUGGUACUUAGAAAAGUACAAAAACAGAGCUGAACUUGAACAGCAUUUCUAAAACAUUUCAAGGUACUUACCUUAUGUCAAUCGCGACGUUAAACAUGUUAAACUUUCAGUGCUUUCGCUUGGACACUUGAUUUCUUUCCGUUUUGCCGCCGAAGAGGUAAAAGGUGUAAAUUAUUUUCCCUCUCGAGCAAAUGACCAAUUUGAAAAAGACGUUCUACAUAAACGGCUUCUAAAUUCAGUAAAAUACCUCUAUUUAUCCUUACGAUUAGUGUGAAGCUUGUUUACAUGUAAAAAGUUUGAAAACAAAUAUAAAAACAAGCACAAAGGUACAAAAAAAAGUUGUCGAAGGUUCAAACGUGUACGACUGACCUUGCUUCCUACUCGCUAACGCAAUGACAGUUCUGACAGUUGACUUUGAAAUGGCUUUCUGGAGCGCGCGCUCAGGAUAAAAACAAACAAUAUUAUUGCUGUUUUCUUUUUUUUUCUUCUGAUUUUUAUUCAAUUAUGCGAUUCAAGGAAAAUUCAUUACCUGACUCGAGAAUUCCACGUUAAAUUGCACUUGAAAACCGAUAUCGCACUCAUCGCUUCGCGAUUCGUGCGAUAUCGGUUUUCGCGUGCAAUUUAACGUGGAAUUCCCUCGUCAGGUAAUGAAUUUUCCUAUAAUAUUGACUGUUUUGUUGGAGAUUCUUUGCGUUUAGAUUUGACAUUUGUGGCCUUUUGUCUUUUGUCUGUCAUUCGUAAACAAUAACUAAAACAAUGUAACUACUCUGCCGACCAAUCAGCGCUUCUGACCGGAUUCCGGACAGAGUUUACAUCAUCAAUAUGGAAUUUCUGUCGCUGAGUCGCAGACGUUCCUCCGCGCGAAACGUCCCCAGCGGCGAAGAGCAAGGAGAAACGGAUGUUUUCGCAGGCUACAAGUGCUAUAGAUACAUGUACAGUGCACAUCUGUACACUGAAUUGUCUCCUUUCAUAUACCUUUCAUAUUAUAGACAGCUGUUUUGAUCUUUAAGAUACAAAAUUCCUAAUUCAAAGAUGUGGACACGUGUCCAAUUAGAAUCUUUUGUUGUCUUUCUGUUUUCUAUUCCUUUGAUGUCCACUCAUUUAAUGAGGUUUGCCUAUAUGGUUGGAUAGAUCUUUACACACUGUUAUAUUGUCCAUCUUGAAGAGAGCUUGGUACAAAUGUACAUUAAAAUGGAGGGUUGUGCCUGCCAUUUUGAAUGUGGAGAAAGCAUUGAGAACAUUGCUAAUUUUUGUUAUAAGAUUUUAACAAUGCGAUUUUUCUGUGGUUUUGUUUGCAGUUGUUGCGGACUCUUGCUGAGCCAUCCAUGUUAUGUGUGAUCUUACGACAUGCUCAGCAGCUGAUACCAUACUAUACCUGCUAUCCAAAAAUUGCCAAAGCUUUUAUAAAGGUAACAGUGAUAACUUGAUUGGUUGAUAGUAGGGAGUUUAAGAUACCACGACGGCGACUGCGGCAAAAACUUCGCUUAAAAAGUGACUUCUCGAUCUAUGAAACUUUAGCGCGAUUAUCCCAACUCGGUCACUAUGUUUUAUGUAGGCGAACUCUCCUGGAGUUGAAUUCUUAAGGAAAAUAUCCAGGUUUACAAAGAGUAGGAGAGAUUAAAACGUAUGUUCACGUUGUCGAUAAAACGUGAAAUUAGGCAGCUGACGUCGUAGUCGUGCAAUGACGGCAAAGAAAGGGGUCUCCACCAGGAGAGGGGUCUAGGGGCUGCCCAGGCCCCCAGCCCCCCAGCAGGGUACAGGGGCAUCACCCUGUUGGAGGUCCAUAGGGCGAAGCCCCCGGGGGCUAAAGAGGCGAUAAUGCUGGUCGCCGGCGCAUUUUGACAACCCUGGGUGGGGGAACACAUGUCACUAGGAAUGUGUGUUCCCAGGUAGGGGGAAACACAUUUCUCCAGUGACUUGUGUUUCCCCGGUAGGGGAAAACAUAUCACUAGUGAUAUGUGUUUUCAGGGUAGAGGAAGACACAUUACUAGUGGAAUGUGUUUUCCGGUUAGGGGUACACACGUCACUAGGGAUAUAUGUUCCCCUACCCGUUGUAGUGUCGUAGUCUCCUAGGAACAGGUUUACGAUGUAAUAUAUGCGGAUGUAGUAAGGUAAGAAAUUAGCAUGGUGAUUCAGUACGAACGAGAGGUGUGAUUCGACGGAAAAAUUGCGAUGCUCGAGAAACGUGAGACUCUACAUUGGCAAUCAGGAUCUUUCUUUUUUCAGUAAUAUAAGAUAAAAUGGCUGCGUUCGACACUAACCGUACCUACGGACCGUUUGAUUCGGAUUUAGACCCGACAUCAGUCGGACCACGUUUUGAGAAAUAUGUGGACAGAUUCAAAGUCUACGCUGUGGUGAUGAACAUCAAAGAAAAGGAGAGGAAACGGGAAGUAUUCUUGCAUUGUGCCGGACCCAGAGUACACGAUAUUUUUGAUGCAUUAGAGGACACCGGAGGACAAUGUUGAGACCGCCGCGAAGAAACCUAUGGAGUAUUUUGAACCGAGGAAACAUUUUCUUUUCAAUAUUUACCAGUUUCAGCAGUUGUGCCAGGAAAAAGAAGAAUGUUAUGAUAAUUAUGCCACUCGUGGCAUAAUUGAGGCAGGCAGCAGUUCCCUGUGAAUUUCUGGGCGAAUGGCGAGACGUUGAAAUACAUGUACAGUUACAAUUGACCGAGAAAGGAAAAUUGAAGCUAGUCAGGCGACUUCUCCGUAGCAAACCACAUACCCUCGAGGAGGCUUUAGAUUUUGCGAGAACGCAGGAGAUGUCUGAUAAGCAAGCAAAAUUGAAAGGGUUCAGCAAAGUCAAGGAGCAAGCCCCGAUGAUGAGGAGAGGUUGUACAAAGUCAGGCCACCGGGACAAAGCAAUGUUUGUAGCAAGGCGUGUUUUUCUUGUGGUGGGAUAUUUCCGCACGGAGGGGGACGGACGAAAUGCCCACCCUGGAGAAAAAGAUGUUGGUCAUGCAACCGGAUGAAUCAUUUCGCUAAAUGCUGUAGAAUCAAAGGGAAAGUAUAAACAAAGAUGAGCAGUCAAGACCGUUUGUGAGGAAGAGCCCUCAGAUAGCAGUGCUACAUAGUCUCUUGGCAGGGUCGAGGAAGUUGGAGCGUUGGAGGACAAAUAAACAAAAAUGAAGGCCAAUAAGAUGUAUUAAAGUCGAAAACUGUGCGUUUCAGGUGUUGGUGGACACUGGGCCGACACUUAAUGUUAUGGACGAGUGUACUUUCCGACAGUUACUGGCUGACAAGGUCACACUGAAAACGUGGUCAAGUGUGCUGAUUGGAAAAUUUGAUGCGAUGGUCGAGUCUGGCAAGAUUCCGUGUCGUAAAGGGGCGCACGAACAUUAAACUGUUGAUAGGGUUCCAGACUGCCGAAGAUUUAGGUUUCGUGCUGGUUGUAAAUUCGGUUCAAUCGAAUGAAACAGCUAUAAGCAAACUAGUGGGAGAGUACGCUGACCUCUUCAAGGGUAUUGGAAUUAAGGUGAAAGGGAUGCAAGUGGAUUUGCACGUCAACCCCGCGAUACUGCCCCUGGCACAGCCUCACAGAAGGCCUAAACUGGAGGUGGAGCUGGAGAUGACAUAAUCGAGAAAGUAGACAAGCCUACGGUGUACCGGUUGGGUUUCAACUGUUGUAAUAACUCCGAAACAGUCUAUUAAUGAAGUACGAUUGAACAUGGACGUGAGGGAAGCCAAUAAAGCCAUCCCACGUGCGCACACAGUUAUGCCGACACUGGAUGACAUCAUACAGGAACUCAUUGGUGCCACCAUGUUUUCGCACCUGGACAUGAACCAUGGCUAUCACCAGUUGGAACUGAAAGAGAACAGUUGUGAUAUCACCACGUUUGCAACACAUGUGGGCCUGUGUAGGCACAGGAGGCUAAAUUUCGGCGCGAAGUCAUCUGGAGAAAUUUUUAAAGAUACAGUGAGCAAGGAGACAAAGCGUGACAUUCCUGAAUGCAUCAAUAUGAGUGAUAAUAGUCUUGUAUUUGGCAAAGACCAAGAGGAACACGACCAGAGUUUAGAUAAAUUGUUCAAAAGGGCUAGAGAGAAAGGAAUCACCUUCAAUAAAGAGAAGUGGGAAUUCAAUAAGGACAGAUGUCUGUAUUUACGGAAUGGUUUUCUCAAAAGAAAGGGCCUCCCCUGAUCCGGCAAAAGUAGACGCUAUAAAAGAGGCGGUACCUCAGCGCAACGCCAAGGAACUCAAUUCAUUCCUGUGUACCGUGCUGUAUAACGCAAGAUUUAUAGAGAGUUACACCCCACAAACAGACACCCUCGGAGACCUGGUGAAAACGGAUGUUUUCACGUGGAAAAAAGAGCACCAGGAGGCAUUCGAUUCGUUAAAGGAGGCUCUGUCCAGACAUGGUCCUGCCUUAUUUCGACCCCAACGCACAGCAUGAAGUACACGUUGAUGGAUGUCCUUUACGAGUCUCCGUCGGCGACGUUGGUCCAGCGUAUUCCUAAUGAAGACAACUGCCGAGUGGUACAGUGUGCCACCAGGGCUCUGUCGGAUGUGGAACAGAGGUAUUCCCAAAUUGAGCAGGAGAUGUUAGCUGUAGAUUUCGCAUGUAGAAAAUUCCAUGUCUUCCUCUAUGGCAAACCGUUCACGAUUUUCACAGAUCACAAGCGACACCACGGCCAUAACGCUACAGAGAAUGUCGGUGCGAAUGCUCGACUACGAGUUCAGGGUGGAAUACAUGCCAGGGAAGACUAACAUCUCGGAUUAUACUUCGAGGCACCCCCUUCCACGUGUGGCAACACUAAAAGGGAACUGGGCACUACUAAAGAUGUAAGGCAUUAGGGGUGUAACGAUUCAUAUUCCUUACGAUUCGAUUCGAUUUCGACUAUUGCCUUUCGAUUUCAAUUAUUUCGAUUUGAUUAUGUAAGUGUUUCUUAAUUCUUAUAACAUAAUGCGUAUUAUAAACAGCAUGCAACCCUAAACCCUCAAUUUGAGAACAGUAAUAGGGACAGGAGGAUUCACAGCCUCUCGGUCGUUCGUCGCCAUGUUUGAGAACCUGACAAAGAGCGUUUCGCAAAUGGUUUGCCUUAUUUGAAACUCUCAAGGGGUGGUCAAAGGACAGCAUUUUUCUAGGCAACACAAAAUGGCGCACGAACUGCGAUCGCCAAAAAUGCACAUUUUAAAGAGUUCGGGAUUCUGAUUUUACAAUAUAAUAACUCACUGAAAGCACCCUGGAAAAGGUAUGCAAAAAUCGAAUCAACAUCGAAACGUGGAAGCAAAGAAUCGUGAAUCGAACCGAAUGGUCAUAAUCGCGAUUAACCGACAAAACACAUAUCCUUAGUGAUAUGUGUUCCCCAACCUGGGAAACAUAUAUCCCUAGUGAUAUGUGUUCCUCUAUCUGGGAAACACAUAUCUCUAGUGAUAUGUGUUCUCCUACUCGGAAACACUGAUCCCUAGUGAUUUGUGUUCCCCUACCUGAGAAACAUAUAUCCCUAGUGAUAUGUCUUCCCUUACCUGGGAAACAUAUAUCCCUAGUGAUAUGUGUUCCCCUACCUGGGAAACACUUUUCCCUAGUGAUAUGUGUUCCCCUACCUGGGAAACAUAUAUCCUUAGUGAUAUGUGUUCCCCUACCUAUCUCAUCUCUUGUUAGAUUUUUUUCUUAUUCUUUUCAAUUAAGAUCAGUAGAUUAGUUAAUGUUUCGAUCUGUAAUUUAAUUUUUUUAGCGUUAAGACGCAAUUCAGUUUUCGACCUCCUAUCUGUUUUUGAAUUAUUAAACUUCAAACUGCAAACUUCAAACAACAUGCUCAAAACGUGGAUAACACUAUCAACGAGAUAAAUCUCUAUACACUAGAUAGCGCAAUUGGCUCCCCUAAUAUUUAUCUACGACUGGAUAGUGAUUUAUCCGGUGGAUUAGGCUAUCCAGUUUUUGAACAACUGGGGCCUGGUCGUCAUUCAUGAUUGCAGGCAGGAUUUUGUUAAAAUGGACAAAGUUUAGUAAGACGUUUUCUGAUAGCUGACUGUUUUUAGCCACAGCUCUGUUUUACUCUUGAAAAUGAAUGUUAAUUAAAUUUUUAUUCAUUGUUAUUAUACAUUGUAUAAUGUACUCAGUAUCGGUCUUCUCAUUGGCUAAGAGCCUAUAGGUAAUUUUGGAAAUCAGCGCAACCUACUGAUUAGUUAGUUAUCUGCUAGAAGCAGAUAACUGACUUAUCUUUAGGUUCUGCGCGCAAUGCAUGAUUCCCAAAAACAAUAUCAAUUCAGGUUCCUUGCGACGGUGUGGUUGUCGUCUUUUUCUUCAAAACAAGUGUUUAAGUGUUAUCAGCGUCAACCCUCAGCUCGGCUAAUAACAUUUCGGCCUCGACCUUGGUUUUUCCAGAUAUCACAAAAACCUCAUCCAAUUAUUAUUGUUUAUUGUCGUCUUUUGCAGAGAUCUGUAAGAAUGUGGAGUAGAGGUGAAGAACAUGUCAGAGUUCUCGCUUUCCUUGGUAUCAGGAAUGUUGCUACGAUGAUGCCUUCUUCACUGUUGGAGUUUUCUGUCAAGGUUUGUUACUAACUGCACUAAACUCCUUUUGAUGCAGUUUGACCAAUAAACCUACCCUGGAUGCGAGAGAUUUUUCUAGCGCGGUUUCCGGUUUCUGUCAAGUCUUUAUAGUGACCUGUGCCAGAGGUUUUUCUCGAGUCUUCGGCCUACGACCGAAGAUGUGUCGGCCUUCGGCCAAGACCGAAAAUUCCCGCCGUACGCGAGAAAAACCUCUGGUACCCAGGGUACAAUAAACCAAACAACCAACUUCAAAAGUUUCCUUCUUGUUCCAGAGAGUUAUCACUUGUAUGUAAAUGCUCCAUUUGAUUUCAGGCCAAUAUACACCAUGUCCACCUUCUUCUUAGAGAAGAUGCACACCACUUUGUAAUGGGAAACUAUUGUGCUUCAAUUAAGUUUUGUUUGAAUUGUUAUGGUUUUGUUUUUUUCAGCAAUUGUACAUAAAUUUUGUCAAGAAUUCCAAGUUCAUGUCCCCCAAGACAAAACCCAUCAUAGCAUUUAUGCAGAAUUCAUUGGUUGAGAUUUUCAGCCUGGAUUCUCAUCUAACUUACCAACACGGAUUUGUCUUCAUCAGACAGCUAGCGAUUCACCUUAGAAAUGCCAUUGUGCAACAGAAGAAGGUACUUUAGUUUAUCAAGCUGAGGAUUGAGCGAUUUUCGUAUGACCUUGAAAAAUGGUUUCAGUAACUGUUCGUUAUUUGUUUUGUCAGCCAAUGCCUUCUCCUAAUAUGGAGAAGACAUUGUUCGAUUGGCCAAUCGUGUGGCAGUGUGACGUCAAAGCGAAGAACCGGUUGAUUUCUAGAAAGUUAUCGGGCAGGAAAUUAAGCGUUCACUUAGCCAACCAAAAGCCACUCGCGUUGGUAUCCGUUUGAUAAACCAAUCAAAUCGCUCUAUUUUUGUUCGGUUGUUGUUUCUGAUUUGUUGGCUCUUUUUCAUUUCAAGGUCAUCGAAAAUUGCUCCAAGCCUUUUUCUUGUAAUUCCUCUUUCCUCGUAAUUUUUAGGAAUUAGUUGAGAUUUGUUCGAAGAUGAAAACAGUUCUUUUCACAGCCAUUCCUCUUGAAUAAUGUUCUGAUAUUGAUUGGAGAAAAUUGGGUUUAGAGUCGGCUAAGAAGGCUUAACUCAGGUCUUUCGCCUUGCGCAUGCCAUCCCUCUUAAGUCUUCAAAACCCGCACCUGCAAUCCCCUUGGACUUUCUAAAAGUCCUUUUUAUUUCUCCUGGUCGGUUAUGCAAUUUGAAAGACUUUUCAUGCCUGUUUGGCAUAAAAUUCACCGGAGAAAAUUCCACCUGUGACGUCAUGACAAUUGACCAAUAGGAGAGCCAGUGAUAUUUGACGCCACUCCCGACACAGCAUAUGUCAACCAUUUUUCUCGCGAGAAUUUAUUCUUGGUUUUAAGGUUUCGUCCCCACCUAGCAAAAGAUCUCUUAGAAAUAAACAUCUUGUGCAUGUUUUGAACGUGAUAGCGUUUUCCGUUUUUUUUUUCACAUGUGUUAAAAAAUAAUUUUAUCGCAAGAUAUUAUGCCCUUUGAAAGGUGAAAGUAUUAGAAAAUGUGUUUAUUGGAAUAAUUUGCUCGUUCGCUGUAAACAACUGAUCAAAUUUGUGGCGAUACUGAAACCAGAUGUUUGCAUUAUUUCCGGCCGCCAUAUUUGUGCUCCUCAGAGGAGCACAAAUAUGGCAUCCGCAUAGUGAGCCCUAUAAAUUUUUGUUACACAUUUUGAAGAACAACUCGGCAGCGGAAAACUGCAUAAACGUGAGACUUGGCCAGGUUGUUAAUUUAUGAUAUCAACAUCCUAUAAUAUCUGAAAGUUUUGGCUUCAGACGUUCCACGGUUUUGAUUUUAGUUUUCGAUGGAACAAAACCACCAAUAAUAUGAUUCCAAUCCAUUCAGGCGAAACAAGUCGGCGUCACUGUGCGACCUCAUUGAAGCUCGCUUCGUUUGCUUUUAAGAACUUAUGAGAGGUCGCCUUGUAGCAAGUCUACUAUCCGCGGUAAUCUUCCUCAAGUUUGUCCAUACGUGCCUUCUUAUUUAAACAUCUUUUUAUGUUUUAGGCGCAUUUUUUUUUACUUUCAUCCUUUAAACGAUUCUGAUUCCUUUUUUGUUGUUGUUUCUUUUUUUUCCAGGACUCGUAUCAGUCAGUUUAUAACUGGCAGUACUUACACUGUCUUCACCUUUGGUGUCGUGUUGUGAGUGAAGUGAAAAGCAACGGAGUCCUUGAUCCUCUUAUUUAUCCCCUGGUACAGACCAUCAUCGGUGCAAUUAAGUAAGCUUACCCAUGUUCAUGUUGAACUAUUUAAGGAGGCUGAACACAGUUUCUCUUCGAAUUCUUUAUCCCUUUACUGCGUUUGAGAACAUCUUUAUCAUGAGGAGAUAUGCAGCCAAUAAACCUUUAAAGAAAAACGUACGAGAACAAGCUGACUGAGAAAACUGCUCAGACUGAAGCAAUUUAUUCUGUUUUCGUCGCAGUCGAUAGAGCCAUUUUCGUAUGACCUUGAAAAAUGGUUUCAGUAAGUGUUCUUUAUUUGUUUUUUCCCCCAAAGAAAACAAUAAUAUGGAGAAGGCAUUAAUUGGAUUGGCCAAUCGUGUUGCAGUAUGACGUCAAGGCAAAGUAUUGAUUGAUUCCUAAAAAGUUCUUCGGACAUGAAGUUUUUUUCAGCCGAGCGUUCGCUUAACCAACCAAAAGCCACGCGCAUUUGUGUCCGUUCGACAAACCAAUCAAAUGGCUCUAUUUCCGUUCGUUUGUUAUUUCUGUUUUGUUCGCGCGUUUUCAUUUCAAGAUCGUACGAAAAUCGCUCUAUCGCGUGUUCUGAGCGCGUGUAAAAGGUGUUAAGCAUGCGAAAAUGAUCAACUUCUAACAUUUGAUAACUCCGAGCUUUCUAGUUGACUCUUUGCCCACCGGGCUUGCUAGUCCGGUGGGAAAGUGUUCUUGUCCCAGACUACCGGAGGGGACCUUUUUGGAACUCCGUUUUCCCAACAAAAAAAGGGUAUUAUGGGUUUCUUUUAAUUCCUGUAGAAGAGGGUUAUGCAUCUUGUUGCUAAUUUUCUUGUGUUGUCUUCGAUCGAAGAUUGGUUCCCGCGGCAAGAUUUUAUCCUCUUAGAUUUCACUGUAUUCGUUCGUUGAACCUGCUGUCACAGGCGACAGACACAUACAUUCCAGUGGCACCAUUCUUGCUGGAGGUAAGUAAGAUUGUGGUAAAAUCACAAGACGCAAAAAUGGGUGCACGUACAAUUUACAACCCAUUAUCCAACGUACUAGAGUUUAAUGAAAUGACCAUAAACAUGAAGAGCACAAAAUGAAAUUGUUUUACUGACACUCUCUGACUCUUUCACCGAUACGGUGACCACCACUCCACCCCCUUCCCCCCUUCUCUCAACCUGACGACCACCCCGUUUAUACAACCUUCUCACCAAGAAUACAGGAUUUACCUUUUUGGGGGGUACGUGUUAAAUUUCACGUUUUUCGGGAUUGUGGAAAAAUCGCGAAAUGAACCCAUUCGCCCCUGAGCUGCCCGUAACCACCCUUUCGGAACCACGUCCCUUCUACCGCUUGUGAUGUCACAGUUUGUUGUUCCAUCACAAACCUUUUCCUUAAAACUUUUCCCAUCGCCAUGAGGCAAGAAAAGCGAAAAAAAAGGGGAGGAAGGGAGAAAAGUCAAAGUCGAGACUGCUUUGUCACUUUUAAACCCCAAAUUUUGCCCAUUAAUGCCCGAACUUCGCAAGCCAAUAUUUUGCAUCUAGAUCAGAAGGCCGCGAAGUGUGCGAUAUGUAAAUUGUUAGGAGGUUCUUCGACGGGUGAGCUCUUCCAGCGAGAGGACUCCGACUAUGACAAGGCUUUGAUACUUUUCUUCCUUUUAAUUACUGACGGCAAACUUCUUCAGUACAGCCUCUUACAACAGCUAAUCACUCACAACUAACCAUCCAACUAUACAACUUAUAUAAGCAUAACGCAGGUACGUUUAGGCUUGCUGAUCAUGAGAGUUACGAACGCUAUUCCGAAUGACUAUAACGAAUUUCCUGUUGUUAACGAAAGUGGAAUAAACAAUCCUACAAGAAAACCGAUGAAAACUUGACAGCUAAAUCCACGAGGCUAUACCUAAACCAAAACAGGAACUCUGAUGUAGGUAAUAAUCAAGGUCAGCAAUGGUCCCAAAACGUACCCACUUAAAAACUGAUAAUCAAACUUGAUUAAACCCCAAGCUUGAUGACACUUCUGUCGACAAACGCAUUAAAAGAGGUAAUAACACUCAAAAACCUGUCAACACAUACAUUGGUUAACCUUGAUCUUCAAACCCAAACAUAACGAAACCUAAAGCACGAGCGAACGAUCAAGAACAGACAGAAUUUUCAUCAAAAAUCCUUAUGAUAAUGAUGUCAAAAACAACCACAAAACUACUUCAUAACAAAAUGUUUUAUGUUAGUUUUAGCUCUAAAUAGUACGACAAUAACCAGAAAACCGCUUGACUAGCUUCGAAAGGCGUUUUUCGGUAAAAUUCCAGGGGCGAAUGGUUUAAAGACCCACGAAUAAAAACGCCCCUUGAAAUUUAAACACGCGAAAUCUUAUACUCUCAUACAAAAUUCAAAUCACAGAGAGACAAAAAAGGUUAACUUAACAACAAAUACCGACAAAUUUACUGACUAUAUACGGUUUCCUUGCUCCAGUUUAUCUCGAUAUUUUAAAAACGUCCAAACGUUUGAAAUAUAAAAUCAAGUUUAAAACGCUUGAAUCGCGAAAUUUAAUGUCCUUUUUCAUACUAGUUUGCCUCGUGAAAUCGCGAAUAUAAAACCCCACGAGGUACUGUCUUGCCAAAAUGGCGUAAUUAAGGGCCUGUUUACAUGGAGGUGGGGGACCCCAAGUAGGUGAGGAAACCUUCUUAGGUGGGGUAACCCGCCUGUCCAUAUAAUCUCCCGUUUUAACUUGGUCACGUUUACAUGAUAGGUGGGGUGACCAUAUGAGAGACAGGCGGGUUACCCGACCUAAGCGGAUUACCUCACCUACUUCGCGUCCCCCCCCAUGUAAACGGGCGCUAAGUACCCGCAGAAUUAAGUACCAAUGGGGUAUUAUACUGAUUGCCAAAACACUAUCUUUUCUUGCGGGAAAAAAAUGGGUUCCGAUUUGGCAAAAUAGGCCCAUCUUAUGCGCUCGGGUAGUCAAUCAGAAUACAGGAUUCGCCGUAUAUUACCAGCUCACUGACUCCUCUGUACAAUAAAAUUUGUUUUUGCAUUGUCAUUCGUUUGACUUGCUUGCCCAUGCUUUUGUUUCAGAUUUUAGAAUCUCCGGAAUUUAACAAAAAAGUGAAGUCGUCUACUGCAAAGCCCACAGAGUUUUCGUGUAUAUUGAAAGUUUCAAAACAGCAGCUGGGAACAAAACCAUUCCAGGUAGGAACGUUAUGCUUGAUGCAUCAGUUGAAUUUUCGAUUUAGUAAUUUCUUGUUUUGUGUCUGGCCAAUUUCAGUCCGCAAUUCACCGUACGUACUAGCGGACUCACCUUGGAGCAACCUCUCCAUUUUGGGGGAAGUCGCGAGAAGACACGUGUAAGCGGCACGGGAAGGAAGACCCGAGUACGUCAAGCGAAAGGAGACGGCUCGCGCGGCUCGCUUCGCGCGCCACUCGAAAUGGAGAGCCUGAUCGCAGACUACGUAUACCGACCGAAGUUUAAAUGCAAGAUGACUGUAAACAACCCUUCUAUUCAAUACAUUAUACAACUAAAUUUCACUCUGAAGACGACUACUGCACAGGUUGUCGAAACGUCAGUUACUGUCAACAACAGCCCUAUUUGGAACUUCCAUGUUCUCCUUACUACAUUUUGCUUUCCCCACAAAAUUUUGCAGACGUUUUUGUUGUCUAUUCACAAGGGACGAUUUUUAGUCCCAAGAGAAAUUGAAAAUAGAGCUUAUGCAAAGUUUUGUGGGGAACAGAAAUUGCAUUAUGAGGAACGUGAAAGUCGCAAUUUCAGGACUACGUUUUCCCGGACGCUCAUGCACAACCUGCUUAUGAAAUGACUCUAGGGUUUAAACCUUUUACAAAUCUUCAAUUCUCGUUGUAUUAAAUUUAAAUCUAAGCGAUCCUUGUCUUGGACAUAAGCGUCUAACAUUUGGUUUGAGACUGCGCGUUUCAAGUAACUAAACGCCACAGUUGCAUAUAAACUUGUGUGAAAAAGACAGUAUGUUGGACGGAAUGUAAUUCCGCAUUUUUGUUGCUAAUUGGAAAGAAAAGCACAGACUAUUAAACAUUUAUCUUGAAUUAGAAAAGGAAGAAAGAACCUAAACUUUAUUCAACAAUUAAAAAGGGAAUCGACUAUUGACCUCCUAGCAUAUAUUUUUAUUAUUAUUAUUAAAAACUGAGCGUUAGUUAGCUGAAGAUGAAGGCAAAACCCUUGGAGGGUUUCUUUUUGAACCUAUAACCAUUCGAAACGUUUUUCGAAAGCGUUCCAACCUCCACCCAUAAAUAAUUGGAUCAAGAAGAGAGGAUAAAAGCAAAACAUCGUUUGUUAUAAAGUGAGUGAUUAAAAACGGUGUGGAUUUUUGACAGUCACACAGUAACCACAAAUGAACUUUCACGAAAUAUGGCGCGAAACAAACGUAAAAAGUAAGUAAGACCAGCAAAAUUGUGGCUGCCAAUUUGCGCUCACGGUACAAAGUUUUUCUGUUGUUGGAAUCCGUCGUUUGGGGAUGAAGCACUUGAUCUAAAGCUUGAAGUUUUUUAGAAAGCCUCUUGAAAAUCACGAUGUAAACAAGAGUCAAUAUAAUGGCGGGAAGGACAAAAUGAGAGUAGCAGUACGCGACCAGAAAAUCCAACUUUCUGACGCCAGCGGCAGGUAGAACAGCAAAACACAGCGCAGUUGGCCAGACUGCAAGCAAGCAGAUCUUCACUCUUUUUACAGUUACUUUUGUUCUGUAGUUAGUUGGAUCUGAAACGGCAACAAAUCGGUCCCAAGACAUGGCUAUAAUGGAGUAGACGGCUGCAAACAUGGCCGAUCCUGCGAUGAUGUAUUGUACAGUGUUUAACGAGAGCGGGGUUUGUUGGCCACGAUAAAGUAAAAACAUUUCCAUUGCACGGCAAUAGCCCACGAAAAAUCCGACCAAGAGAUCCGCUACAGCAAGAUUCGCGAUGAGAUAGACGGUGGGAUUUCUCAGACAGCGGAGAGGGUCGCGACAGAUAGCGAACAGCAAGAGAGAAUUGCCUACAGUUGUUGCAGUGGCUAAGAUUACUUCUAUAAUCACAAGACAGAGAUAGAAUGACGGACUUAACUGUUGGUAAAUGUUCUCAGAUUGGUGAGAGAUUGCAGCUUGUCCUUGUUUCGCUGUAGAAUUGUUCAUGUUGUAUGUUCAAACACAGAGGACGUUAAGUUGCGAAAACGAAAGUUCCUAAUACCAAUUAUCGUUCCUGGUUGCCUAAGGUAACGCCGCAAACCAGAAGAAAUCCGCCGAACGUUAGAAAAAGAUGCUAGCCACAACUUAAAACUGGAAGUUUAAAGCGACUAAGAAAAUUGUGGUUGCGGUGGAUAUCACGGAUUGUGCGGAAAUUGUUGCCAGAUCAGUUCAAGGCCAGCAAGAAUAAUUGUGUGAGGGUGGAUUACACGGAUUUGACGGAAACUUGUGUCAUUUCAUACUCCUUUUUUAAAAUAUUAACUAUUGAAGAGAAGAAUAUGUCAAUAUAUCAUGUAUUAGAUACUUACAGUUAAAAAAGAAGUAUUUUAAAAUCAUGUCUAUUCUUAAUCAAUAUCUGUGAAAUCCGUCGAAUCCGCCGUAUUUUAGAAAAAGAUAUCAGCCGGUCAGCUGCAACUUUAAACUGGAAGUUCAAAGCAGAUAAAAAAGAUUGCAAGAAAUUUUUGGUUAGGGUGGAUUUCCCGGAUUUUACAAAACCUUGUGUCAUUUAAUACUCAUUUUUUCAAACUUUAAAUAUUGAACAGAAGAAUAUGUUAAUAUAUCAUGUAUUAGAAACUUACAGUUUAAAAAGGAAGUAUUUUAACAUCAUGUCUAUUCUUAAUCGAUAUCCGCGAGAUCCGUCGAAUCCGCCGUAUUUUAGAAAAAAGAUAUUAACUAGUCAACUGCAACUUAGAACUGGAAGUUCAAAGAUCAGCCAAAAAAUCUGUGCUACGAGUGGAUUUCACGGAUUUUGCGUAUAAAUGUUCUAUAACAACUUGACUUAGCCCUAUCACUCUUAAGAUUGAAAAGCUCAUUUCUUUUUUGACAGUUUGGAAGUGUAAUUAAGAUGUUAUAUGAAGACCACAUAUCCUCGUCGGUUGUUUUCUUAAUUCUCAUAACCUGUCUCCUUGAGAUUGUGUUAAAAUGAUGAAGAGAAUUCAAAUCAAUGCUGGUCCCCCUUAGGAAAGGCGGGGUUAAAACGGUUCUUUUACAGAGCAGAUGUAUAAAAAUGUAAACAACAUUUAUCUAUCACUUCAAAGUUAAAAUUCAGUUGGUGAACUAGCGCAUUGUCAGAGAGUAGACGUUCUUGCUGCACCCCAAAACAGGUACAUAAGGCAGAUUUAAUGGCAUUUGCGGACAAAACAACCCUCCAUUUAGCGAUUUACAUAAGUGAACAAAUUGUCAUUGUCAACCUUUUUCUCACGAAAUAGCGCAAUUAACAAAUUUCGCACAAAGCAAUCAAUGCAUUUGUUUCUUGAAUUGAUGCUCAAUGACAUCAAUAAACAAGUUGAAAUAAAUAUGAAAUUCAACUUGGCCCGCUUCAAAAGUCAUCGGCUGCUAAUUGCUACCCAUUAUCACGGGAAAAUAAUGGAACCAAUGAUGGUGAUGGUGAUGGUGAUGGUGAUGGUGAUGGUGAUGGUGAUGGUGAUGGUGAUGAUAAUGAUCGUUUCCCAAAUUUCUGUUCCCUCUGAAUUUUUGAAUUUUAAAUCUCACGUUGAGCGUUGUCAACCUGUUUAGAGAGCGAUCUUUUUGGACAGAUGAUGGGCCAAAUACUUUACAGUGCAUUUACUUUUCUUAGAGUGUACUUGUUGAAUAUAAGGUGAUUAAUGUGAUCGAUAUCCUUGAAACUCGGAAAAAAGAAAAAAAAGGUCCAAAACAUUCUCUCUUGACAAAACCUCCCCUAUUCUAAAGGGAACUUUUAGAAAACAGACAAAUCCGUCAAUGCCGCCCAAUUUAGAGAAAAAGCAUUUCUGCCGAGCAGCAUACCUCUACAAAGAGAAUACAUGGAUAUGAUACAUAUAAGAUACUUUGAAUCAAGAAAGGAAGUGUUAAGUCAUUUAUAUUCUAAACAUCCCUGAAAUUUGUAAAAUCCGCCGAACGUUAGAAAAAGAUGCUAGCCACAACUUAAAACUGGAAGUUUAAAGCGACUAAGAAAAUUGUGGUUGCGGUGGAUAUCACGGAUUGUGCGGAAAUUGUUGCCAGAUCAGUUUAAGGCCAGCAAGAAUAAUUGUGUGAGGGUGGAUUACACGGAUUUGACGGAAACUUGUGUCAUUUCAUACUCCUUUUUUAAAAUAUUAACUAUUGAAGAGAAGAAUAUGUCAAUAUAUCAUGUAUUAGAUACUUACAGUUAAAAAAGAAGUAUUUUAAAAUCAUGUCUAUUCUUAAUCAAUAUCUGUGAAAUCCGUCGAAUCCGCCGUAUUUUAGAAAAAGAUAUCAGCCGGUCAGCUGCAACUUUAAACUGGAAGUUCAAAGCAGAUAAAAAAGAUUGCAAGAAAUUUUUGGUUAGGGUGGAUUUCCCGGAUUUUACAAAACCCUGUGUCAUUUAAUACUCAUUUUUUCAAACUUUAACUAUUGAACAGAAGAAUAUGUUAAUAUAUCAUGUAUUAGAAACUUACAGUUUAAAAAGGAAGUAUUUUAACAUCAUGUCUAUUCUUAAUCGAUAUCCGCGAGAUCCGUCGAAUCCGCCGUAUUUUAGAAAAAGAUAUUAACUAGUCAACUGCAACUUAGAACUGGAAGUUCAAAGAUCAGCCAAAAAAUCUGUGCUACGAGUGGAUUUCACGGAUUUUGCGUAUAAAUGUUCUAUAACAACUUGACUUAGCCCUAUCACUCUUAAGAUUGAAAAGCUCAUUUCUUUUUGACAGUUUGGAAGUGUAAUUAAGAUGUUAUAUGAAGACCACAUAUCCUCGUCGGUUGUUUUCUUAAUUCUCAUAACCUGUCUCCUUGAGAUUGUGUUAAAAUGAUGAAGAGAAUUCAAAUCAAUGCUGGUCCCCCUUAGGAAAGGCGGGGUUAAAACGGUUCUUUUACAGAGCAGAUGUAUAAAAAUGUAAACAACAUUUAUCCAUCACUUCAAAGUUAAAAUUCAGUUGGUGAACUAGCGCAUUGUCAGAGAGUAGACGUUCUUGCUGCACCCCAAAACAGGUACAUAAGGCAGAUUUAAUGGCAUUUGCGGACAAAACAACCCUCCAUUUAGCGAUUUACAUAAGUGAACAAAUUGUCAUUGUCAACCUUUUUCUCACGAAAUAGCGCAAUUAACAAAUUUCGCACAAAGCAAUCAAUGCAUUUGUUUCUUGAAUUGAUGCUCAAUGACAUCAAUAAACAAGUUGAAAUAAAUAUGAAAUUCAACUUGGCCCGCUUCAAAAGUCAUCGGCUGCUAAUUGCUACCCAUUAUCACGGGAAAAUAAUGGAACCAAUGAUGGUGAUGGUGAUGGUGAUGGUGAUGGUGAUGGUGAUGGUGAUGGUGAUGAUAAUGAUCGUUUCCCAAAUUUCUGUUCCCUCUGAAUUUUUGAAUUUUAAAUCUCACGUUGAGCGUUGUCAACCUGUUUAGAGAGCGAUCUUUUUGGACAGAUGAUGGGCCAAAUACUUUACAGUGCAUUUACUUUUCUUAGAGUGUACUUGUUGAAUAUAAGGUGAUUAAUGUGAUCGAUAUCCUUGAAACUCGGAAAAGAAGAAAAAAGGUCCAAAACAUUCUCUCUUGACAAAACCUCCCCUAUUCUAAAGGGAACUUUUAGAAAACAGACAAAUCCGUCAAUGCCGCCCAAUUUAGAGAAAAAGCAUUUCUGCCGAGCAGCAUACCUCUACAAAGAGAAUACAUGGAUAUGAUACAUAUAAGAUACUUUGAAUCAAGAAAGGAAGUGUUAAGUCAUUUAUAUUCUAAACAUCCCUGAAAUUUGUAAAAUCCGCCGAACGUUAGAAAAAGAUGCUAGCCACAACUUAAAACUGGAAGUUUAAAGCGACUAAGAAAAUUGUGGUUGCGGUAGAUAUCACGGAUUGUGCGGAAAUUGUUGCCAGAUCAGUUCAAGGCCAGCAAGAAUAAUUGUGUGAGGGUGGAUUACACGGAUUUGACGGAAACUUGUGUCAUUUCAUACUCCUUUUUUAAAAUAUUAACUAUUGAAGAGAAGAAUAUGUCAAUAUAUCAUGUAUUAGAUACUUACAGUUAAAAAAGAAGUAUUUUAAAAUCAUGUCUAAAAACAGGUACAUAAGGCAGAUUUAAUGGCAUUUGCGGACAAAACAACCCUCCAUUUAGCGAUUUACAUAAGUGAACAAAUUGUCAUUGUCAACCUUUUUCUCACGAUAUAGCGCAAUUAACAAAUUUCGCACAAAGCAAUCAAUGCAUUUGUUUCUUGAAUUGAUGCUCAAUGACAUCAAUAAACAAGUUGAAAUAAAUAUGAAAUUCAACUUGGCCCGCUUCAAAAGUCAUCGGCUGCUAAUUGCUACCCAUUAUCACGGGAAAAUAAUGGAACCAAUGUCUCAUGGAGGCUACUAAACAACAUCAUCACCACUUGGUUCAAUAGUUUGUGUUUCCCAUUGUGAUAUACUUCACAGCUAUGAAAAACAAGCUUAAACUUGACCUUGGAUACUUCAAACCCUUUUCUGCAGUAAUUAGGCUUCUUUGUUGCGAUCAGAAAGCAACACCGGAAAAUGAUCCGCACUAAUGUAGCAUGGACAUGUCAAUUUGUUAUCAAAUCCUUUCAUACUCUACUUGUAUAUCCCUUGGGGUAGUGGCAACACUGGAACUUGAUUAAGAAGGUUACAACUGCGAACCCCCAAUUAAACACUUCUGUAUGUUUCCAUUGACUUUGAAAUUUAUUCCUCGUGACUAUCACAUAUUGAUUUUCGUAUAAAACCGGAGCCUGUUCUGGACAGAAAUCAUUCCCAACAUGAACAAGACUAAGUAUCCUUGUCGUCAGUUAAACAGCAAGGCCAUACAAAGUGCAGCAUUAUGCUUUGUGAGUCCGAUAAUCGUUGGAAAGUGUAGUAUUGUAAAAGCGCAAUGCGUAUGCAAAAUCGACGAAGGAGGACUACAGAAAGCCUGGAAUGACGUCUGUAGAACUAGAGACGCUUGUGAUAAGGCCAUUUGUGGUAAGAAUCUUCUCUUUUCAAUGUACUAUGUUGCUUUUCGCGAUUAUAGAAGUUCUUUUUGCUUAAGAACGAUGUUUAUAUCUCUUUCACAGGGGUGAGAAAUGUAGCAUUUUUCUUUGGAGCAAUCAGUGCGCAAGGCCCCAAAAAAAGCCGAGGAAAAAAAGCAGCAACUUUGGAAGAGUACGAAAGCGAGGCAAGCAACGAUGAAACAUUGACAUCAAGUCAAGUUGCAAGUACGGCCAGUCAAAACUGGAUUACUGAUUAUCCGACCAUCGUCAAUGAAAAGUUAUGCCCAUGCAUCAAUUACUGGAUAGCCUUAACGACGCCAAAUGGUGCCCCGGCCAACCCCCUUGUAAUCCACCGAGCGCUCUUUGAAUGCGACGUGGAGACUGUGGCACAACAGGUAUUAAUUGUAAAUGUUCAAUUACACAUCUUUUCUUCAGUGUAUUUCAUGAACCAAUUUAUACCAUCAUAUUCGAGACUUGAGCUUUUUUUCUGUCCGUUUUUAAUAACUUAUCACUAAAAACCAUUUGAAAACCAACGUAACAACAUACACGGAGAAAACAUCUUGAGAAAAGGGAUAUCCAUCUCAUGAUAAAGUUGGAAAAUUCGUAGUCAUUAUUCAAUAUUUACACACAUUCAAAAAUACAAAAUAAGCAGACUCAAGUUUUUUAACAGUGCCACUGUUCUGUUCUGUUCUCAGGUACCCUGUUAUGAAGGAAAAGAAUCGGCGGCUAUGAAAGAACUGUUCAGGGUAUUGAAAGAUCAUAAAAACCAAAUGAUUCAGGAAUUAGUGAACGCUUCGUACGGAAAUUGCUUCCGGAAUGAAAUGGACAGCUUGCUGAGCGAAGAAGAUUUUAUGGACUCACAAGACUGUGGGACAGAGAAGGUGGCUAGAGUUUGGCUCACAAAUUCGUGCUUCGGGUCUACUUUGAAACGUUCAAUCACCAAGCUUCAAGAUGCAAAGUUGCAGAUCGAUAUGUUUGGCUUUCACGCGGACAAUCCACAGAGUGGAGAUGAAGAAACACGACUUUCGGAUAAACUGACUGUGCUCGUGAACGACAUAGGACUGGCAAUGAAAAAGAUGGAGUACGCCCUCUUUCGCGGAAAAAUGUACAAGAAAGUUCCAUCGGCCAAGUACACUUUCGCUUACAAAUGCGAAGUUCGCGUUUUCAUCAAUAGCCUUGCAGCGAACGAGUUCUUUAAAGCACGACUGCUAAAGGACACGAGAAAGAUAAUCGACAUCCUUUCCGACCCAGACUGCGAGGUGAUACGUCCGAUCUCCAUCGACUACAAUCUCAUCGAGGUAGAUGGUGGACACUGCUGGUCCAUCAAAGAAAGGCGCUUUGUUAAUAACCCUAUUGCAGACGAGAAGAUGGGCGUCAUUUCACCGCGGGCGUUUACCAGGUACGAUCCAGACAAAGAGCCCGACCCAAAAUACUUCAAGGAGAUUUUGGAGAACAGCCUCUCACAAGCGGAAAUACGUGAAUUUUGCGAGGAUUUCCUCAAGCUGCUCAACUUCAACAAGAAAUGCCACAAGGAUAAAGUUCCCUGUCUAAUUGGUGAUGCAAACAGUGGCAAAACGAGCCUUUUCCAUCCCAUUCUCGGGAUCGUGCACCACACAAAUAUUGCAACAAUCACCAAGCAGAGGGUAUUCAACAAGGCCAUGAUCUCGAAAUCCACCGAAGUGAUCUUUAUUGACGAGGCUUCCACGUCAACUAUGGACAUUGACGAUUGGAAGAUCUUAACCCAGGGAGGCUACACCGCAUGCGAUGUGAAGUAUCAAACAGCAAAGUCCUUCAUCAAUCGCUGCCCCAUGUUCUUGACAGCACAAACCAAAUUGCAGUUCAAACCUGAAGACCAGCCCGCGAUGGAUCGUAGACUUCGAAACUACAGCUUCAAAAGUCUCCCGGCUCCCAAGAAAAGCGCCACGGCAUGGUUGCGAAGACAUCCGAUGGAGUGCAUCGUGUGGGCUGCAGCGCAAGCCAGGGCAUGCAUGACAUCAGAUUCAGAGGACGAGCUAAGUGAUGAGGAAAGCGCAGAUGACGGAGUAUUGGCAGCGACAGACAAGGAACAGAUUCGCGCGUUGUGCAUGGACGGGUACUGGACGAACGUGAUGGUUCACCUGUCGGGUGAGUGUGCAGGGUGCAAACGGACGAGACUGAGGAUGAUUCGGACGCGAGUAGUCAGAAUGACCAGACCAUCAGUGCAUUGAGACGAGUUAUGGAGCAGUGCUCUCAGGCGUCCCUCCGACACCGCCAAGUUUCAGCCAUGUUGCAAAGCGCGACUCAGCGAGCGAGACAGACAGAGGCAGGCAGAGGAAGCGGUGUACCGGCGCAGACAGGAAAAUCUCUUGUCGAAAAGGAGUCGCACGCGAACAUGUGGCCCUACUUCCAAGGGAUACAUCGGAACCCAUGCCGACACAAAUUGAAAAUGAUCUGACAGCCUUCAGGCAGCAGACUCUCAAGAAGACUUGAAGAGAAAGCGAGAAAGAGCACUUGCCGCCUUCCAAACACCCUGGCUACUAGAAAUGGAGCAAGAACUACACAAGCUGACCAGGACCCUAGAGAUGUCAGACAUGAAUCAGGAGAGAAGGACGUCUAUGGAGGCCUAUCGCGAGGUCUUGCAAGAUAAGCUGAGGCAGUUUCACGAGAACUAUGGUACGGCCGGUUGCCAUUUCGCCCUGGAGCAACGAAAGCGAUCAUGCGUCACCCUGGGUCUCGAACUCUUAGCUAGAGUACUUAAGAAAGACCAUACUAUUAAAGGUAUCCAAGUCGGUCAGAAUGAAAUUAAGAUAACCCAAUACGCAGACGAUACCACCGUUUUGGUGCGAGAUCUUGAUUCUGUCACACAAUUACUAAAACAUUUAGACAAAUUCAAGCAGAUCAGUGGUCUCGAAAUUAACACAAACAAAACCGAAUCGUUGUGGUUAGGAUGUUGGAGGUCGCGCAAAGACAAGCCGUUUGGUUUUAAAUGGCCCCAAGAACCAGUCUAUGCCCUUGGUAUACACUUUUCCUAUGACUUAAAGCAAGCCAACACCCUUAAUUUUGAAGAAAAGAUUUGUUCUUUAGAAAAAACACUCAACAACUGGAAAAAAAGAAAGCUAACUUUAAUUGGCAGAAUCAAUAUUGUGAAGACGUUAGGUUUGUCGAAACUCAUAUAUUGCAGUUCGUUACUGACCGUAUCUAAAUCCCUUAUAGACAGAAUUAAUAAGAUUAUUUUCGGCUUCAUUUGGGAGGGUAAGCCUCCCAAAAUUAAGAAAAAGACUAUCAUUGGUGAAAAACACUGUGGGGGCCUAAAAAUGAUUGAUUUUGAAAUCAUGGAGCGGUCGCUAAAGAUUGCUUGGAUAAAGCGUAUUGCUGAAUCAAGUAAUGCUUCGUGGAAAAAAAUCCCAAAUCAAGCUCUUAACCAAUACGGAGGUCUAGAGUUCCUCAUCGAAUGCGACUACGAUCCUAAGCUACUCAACUUAGAGAACCUUCCGGAGUUUUACCACACCAUUUUAAAUUACUGGCAUGACUUCAGAAGACUAACCUGUGACAAGCAAAUUUCCAUAAAAAAACAAAUAAUUUGGAAUAACCGUAACAUAUGUAUUGAUGGAAAACCAAUUUAUAUUAAAUCCUGGUGUACAAGUGGAAUUCGUUGCAUCGAAGACCUUCUAAAUGUUAACCUUAAAUUUCUUACCUUAUCAGAAAUGAAAGAGAAAUAUAACUUUGAAUUUCCUUUUACCACUUAUUACGGCCUUUUAAGAGCCAUACCAACUGAAUGGAAAAGUGCACUACGAGUCAAAGCAGGCGUGCAUGAUGAAUCUGAAAAGCGCGAAACAUCCUUGAAGCUUUUUUCCACAAAAGAAGCCUAUUCUUCCAUACUUGAUAAAAGCUUCUCAGCACCCACUGCUGAAGGCAGAAUUCUAGAUCAUGGGUUCACCAAAGAGGAAAUUCCUUACAUCUACAUGCUCCCGUUUAAAAUCUUGAAAGAACCAAAACUGAUCAUGUUCCAAGUCAAAAUUAUUCACAACAUUUUACCUACCCAAUCUAGCCUCUUCCGCGCGCGCAUAACUGAUACUGAUGUUUGUCCUUUAUGCAACCUUGAAAGUCAAUCUCUAAAACAUAUGUUAAUUACCUGUAGUGUAUCCUCUUCGUUUUGGACUUGUUUUUCUAACUGGUGGCACGAAAAAUUUAAACAAAAACUGACUUUAUCUGAAAGCACUAUUCUAUAUGGUUGGCACAAAGAGUCAAAUAACUGGGAAGUGCUUAAUUACUGUUUGAUUGUCGCCAAAUAUAAUGUUUUUGCUACAAGCGUACGCAACGGCGUCCUGGACUUUGACAGUUUUCUACUGCGUCUCAACAACAAAAUUGAUAUUCUUCGCACAAUAUCUUUUAGAUCUAACUGCUUAUCGCAAUUCAAAAAAACAUGGGACAAACUUCUUUGGAUACGUGAAUGCUAGUGUCAUUUCCUUCAAGCUACACUUUACUGCUAUACUGUUUCACUUAUCAGGUUUGCGUCUUUUUCCUUUGAAUUUAGUUUGUUUGUUUUUUUUUUUCGUUACAAAUUUAGUUUGUUUUUUGCCAUAUAGAUAUAUAUAUUUUCAUAGUUAAAAUAACAAGUAUUUGUAAUUAAUUUUUUUUCUUGUCAAAAAAAAAAAAAAAAAAAAAAAAAAAAAAGAAGAACUAAAAAGAGUUAAAGAAGGUGGUCUUAGUUAAUUCACCCGUGGAUUAUCAUCUAUGUGCCUAAAUGAGUUUACUGCCAACUUGAGUGACAACAUCUGGAAUGGAAAGCACCUGGCAAAAUUCAAACUAAAUUUGCCAAGUAAACCCACAGGUUUGAUUAUUUACGAACAUUAUUGAGUCGCUUCACAACACGGCAGGCUUUGACAGGUGUCUGUCUAUUAUUUUAGAGGAAUAAAUGUUUUAAAUUGAUGAGUUUGUUUUGAGCAGUAACUUUUCGGUCGUUUCUUCAGAGCGAAUUUCAGAAAAAAAGUUUGAAAGCCACGCUCUAAAUGUGAGUUUUGAAUGAAUGAGAAAAUGCACUUUGCGUCUUGCUGGAUUGUUUCUUUUGCAUAAUCACUCCUGGUCUUCUUUUUGCCCAAAAAGAAAUAACAUAAGGAGAGGAUUAAUUAAAAGGCAAGGCAAGACAAAACAGGGGAAAAACAGCGGAGAUCAAAGCCAAUUAACGAAGUACAUGUUUGAAUAGCUUUGAAUAAUGGUGGCUUUCAGUUGGCGGUAAUUAAAGUUAAUUUGCCUUCUGCUUUUACAUUUUUAAUUUUAGCGUACGUUCUUAUGAAUAUAAAUGGAAUUUCGAGGCAGAUGUUAAAUCACUGAAGCCUGACAAAUCAUAAAGCUUUCAAACCAAUCACUGAACUCUUUAAAUCGAGUCUCACGUUGUACUGUUCUUCAAAUAAUGAGGUUUUAUUCGGUGAACAUCUGAAGUGCCGAUGGUUAAAAAAAAAACAGUAACAACAACAGCAACAACAAAACGAGCAGUGCUUCGAUCCAUAGCUUUCAAGUCUGCAGCUGUUCAUAUAACAAGUUAAUUGCCUUGGUCACAUCUAGUUUUUCUAUUAAGCGAUUAAGUAAGUAAGUAAGUAAGUAAGUAACUCUUUUUAUUCAGGGUAGGGGCCCUGAGAAAUAAAAAGGUAUACUAUUUAAAAAUUCCUAGGGUAUAUACAUGAUUAAAGUAAACGAUAAUACUGUAAAAAAUCUAGUUAGGUUAAUAUAAAAAGUGUUUGCUAAGAGAUAAGAAAUUAAAAUUAUAAGGUAAAAUACUCGGUCAGCACUUUUUAAGACUAUUUACAGACGUGGCACAUUUAACAUAAUUGGGUAAAGAAUUGAAAUAAAUUCCCUCUGCUUACUUAAAGGGGCUGUGUCACGGCAGUGCAGAUCAUUUUGUUAAAUUUUGCCAAUUACUCGCCCUCAAUCGCUAUGGAACUUAAAGUAAGCAAAGAAAUUACAUGUAAAUGACAAAGUCAGAGAUUCGAGACAAACAAAUAUGUCUUCUGAGCACUAUUUUUGAAGUUGCAAACAGCAGAGAUAAACUUUGAAAAACUGUUAGGCUGAACAGUUUUCAAAAACCCUAGUUUCAAUCCGUUUCAAUCCUCUUCCAUUUUGCCCAUCCGUGGCAUCUGUUGUAUCUGCUGUGUUAUUUCAAUCUUCCCUUAACCCUUUGACUGCCAGAGUGUUUGAUGGAGUUUUGUAAGGUGACUCUAACUUUUGAGUCUGUGGACGAAAUCCUAUGAUGUGACCAUUCAAAUCAAAGCUCUCUGCCUGUACUUUAACAUGGUGCUAUUUGUUUGUCAAAAUUUUAGAAAAUGAAAUUUGGAAAUUUGGUCAAAAUUUGCCUUUGGCCACAUUUUGCAGUGAAAGGAUUAACGUUUUAAGCGGUUUUUAUCUUUCUCUUGGAUUUAACGGGCAUUUUGUAAUACCUAAUUUGGCUGAAUUUCGUGACACAGCUCCUUUAGAAGUUCGUUUGCCCAUGUUACGUUUAGGCUUUGGUGGGUGCAGGUCGUUGCUUCUCCUAGUUGCAUGAUCGUACAAAUCCGCAUUCCUCGUAAAAUAUUGCGUAAAAUACUUGGGUACUAGAUUAUUUAAACACUUAAAAACUGGAAUGCAUUUAUGCAUUUUUCUUCUGGAAGCUAGAUUUAACCAGUUUAGCACACAGAAAGCGUGAUUUGAGUGUUCUUCCGUAAUAUAAUUCGAGCUGCACUGUUCUGUAGGCGGUGUAACUCUUUGCAACACCCCUCUGAAAUUUUCCCCCACGCAACAUCAGCAUAGUCUAAUAACGGCUGCAAGAGUGAAGUGUAUACCUCUUUAGAGGCUUCCCGCGUGAGGCAUGAUCGUAUACGAGACCAAAGCCUUAGCCUCCUACUGACGUUGCUGCUUACAUUCUCGACGUGAUCUUUCCAAGAAAGGUUCUCAUCUAAAACAACACCUAAAUAGCUAAAUUUAGCUACUCUUUCUAAAGUCUUUCCGUAUAACUGUAUACAAAAAAUUUGGUGAUUUGGCAAGAUUCUGCCAACUUCCAAAGAGCAUUGAUUUUGUUUUACUCUGAUUAAGGAUAAGCCUGGUACUUUCCAUCCAUUGCACAACUCGUUUCAAAUCAUCCUGUACUAUCCUAGCUAUCUCCAGGUGCCAAGAUUCGUAAAAUACAUUACAGUAUCAUCGGCGUACAUAUUAAUAGAACAGUUUUCUAAACACUGGGUCAGGUUAUUAAUGUAUAAAACAAAAAGCAGAGGCCCCAAAAUUGAACCCUGAGGGACGCCAAAACAGAUGGCUCGUGUUGAGGACAUGUCAUUUCCAAAUUGCAUUCUUUGAGUUAGUGUGGUAAGAUAGUUCCGGAACCAGUCCAGACUACUUCCUCUGACUCCGUAAUUAACCAAAGAUGCUUUUUUCUUUGGAAAUUCGUGCCGAGCAACUUCGUUGUAAAAUGAUUUACUUUCUGCUCCGAACGAGCUCGAGUAAUGAACGUGGCUAAAACACCACUGUUUGCACUCUGGUGGGGGUGGGGGAGAGUGGAUCGGAUGGGUACUAUUGAGUGUACCGCUAGGUCCCUGGACCCCUCGGCCAAUACCAGGCCAUGAUCACUAGCAAUAUUGCUUUCCAAUCCGCGUUCAGUUGCCAAGUUCCUGCUGUAUCCUAGACUAAUUACAAAGCAGAAACAUCAUCAUCAUCGUCGUCGUCGUCAUCAUCAUUAGGGACUUUAAGAUCCAAAGACGCGACGGGGACAAGAACGUCGCUUAAAAAGUGAUUUUGCGUUCUUUCAGUUUUUAUAGCGAUUAUUCCUACCCACUUACUUUGUCAAUUGUAGACGAACCCUCCUGAAGCGGACCAUAGCCAACCUCGGAAAGAGAAAUAAAAUUUCGCCGUUGCUUGUUUACGUCCUCCAUAAAGCGCGAAAUUAGGCAUUUUCACUUCGUAGUCGUGCAAAAACGGGAAAGAAAUGUACAAAAAAGUGUGGUGCACCUGCGAAGUAGUUUUUUGCCUAUUAAGCCUAUUGUUUUUUUUACGUUCUCGUUGUCGUCCGUGUCGUUGGAUCUUAAAGUCCCUAUUGUCAUCAACAUCGUCGUCAUCAUCCACACAGUGUCAUCAUCAUCACCAUCAUCCUCAUUCUCAUCAUCUAACCUCCAAUAGCUACUCUUUUUUGUUUUUCUUUUAUUUUGUUUUCCAGGAUGCUGUUGCAGACCAAAUUUUUGAGCUUCUCCUGGAGUACUUUUCCAUUCACGCGCACUCUAUAGCAUUUCCUGAAGUGGCACUUCCUGCUGUUGUCAGAGUAAGUAUUACCUAAUAAGCAAACUGACUGUGAACUGACUGUGAGCCAGCUUAAGAAGCGCCCACGAUCGAUCAUCAAGGGCAUGUGACGUAAAGGUGCGGAUGUGGCUUUUGACGGACCGAUAGAUAACACUCAGGGUGAUUGUUUAUGACAUAAACAUAGGAACCAUGUUCGACAAUUGUUUGUGAUGGGCGCCUGACAUGUACGCGCGGGAUGUAUUAUAAUGGCCGUGUGACAGACAUACAUGGGUGGAAAGGGCUUAUGAGUCAUUUACUUUAGCAGGCACGAAUAUACCGUUGGUGUUAAAGUCUUUUUUUUGUCUUUCCUAAUUCCUGAUAUUUCCCUGCGAAUGACAGCGAGGCGCUUUAUCAAACCAUCCGCACUGGUUAUUUCGCCCCAGGCAUUUCGAGAACGGAGCUCUGGAGCCAGGGUAGCGCGAAUAACUGGUGAGAUAUGCUAGAAUUUGCACGUCCAGAGUUGAUUUCAUAAAUAGACUACAAGGACUUUCAUUACGUCUCAGACAACAAAGCUUUGAAACCAAUCUCCUUCAGAAAUCAUUUAAUAAAGUAUGGUGCAGCCCUGCGGGAGAUGAUAUUAGCAAUCCAGGCUUGAAUUGCACCACCGCACCCUUACAUCACUUAUUUAUUACUGAUAGAUUUGUAUUUCAGGUGUAUCUUGGUACGUAUGCCCGCACAGUUUUAUUUUGUGCGCGUGCGUUAUUUUUUUAUUCAUUUAAUUGACGUGCACAUUUAGUUCGUUAAAUAACGUCUUAAUUUUACUGUGCCUUAUUUUUUCUCACUUAUAUGUGUUGUCCGUGACUGUCCUCUCGUUGUAGGUGGCUCCUCCUAAAAUGUUCUAAAAUUGGAAUCGGAUUUAAAGGAGCUGUGUCACGAAAUUCAGCCAAAUUAGGAAAUUACGAAAUGCCCGUUAAGAGAAACAUAAAAAAAACCGCUUAAAACUUUAAAGGAAGGUUUGAAUAACAUAGCAGAAACAACAGAUGCUACGGAUGGGCAAAACUGAAGAAGAUUGAAACGGACUGAAAUUAGGGUUUUUGAAAACUGUUCAGCCUAACAGUUUUUCAAAGUUGAUCCCUGCUGCUUGCAAUUUCAAACAUAAUGCUCAGGAGAAAUAUUUGUUUGUCUCGGAUCUCUGAUUUUGUCAUUUACAUGUAGUUUCUUUGCUUACUUUAAGUUCCAUAGCGAUUGAGGGCGAGUAAUUGGCAAAUUAAACAAAAUGAACUGGACUGCUGUGCCACAGCCCCUUUAAUGGAGCUGAACCCAAUUGCACACAUUUUAGGCAUCCUAUUGAUGAACAAUUACGACACGUAGAUAUAUUUUUUAGCAACUACUAUAAUUUAUAGUCCACCAAGUUUACACGUGAAAUGUUCUUUUGUAACAGGCUAGUGUGAAAAGUAAUGGUAAUUGAUGGCAGGGCUGCAAAUAACGGCCGGUCAACGGACAAUGUCCGGCCUGAUCACGGACUUGACCGGUCAAACUCCGGUCUUGCCGGUCAUUUUGACCGGUCAUUUCUGGAUACAAACACUUUAUUUUCCAUACAGUUGUCGCUUAAUGCUCUAUAACGCUGCAAUGAUUUCCUUUUUCUUUGGCGUUUUUUGCUGCUUUGCACUAAACCCUUCUAAGAAAAGAACGCCGCAAUAAAUUAAUUUCAUGUGUUUCUCCGGGAAUAAAUGUUAGCGCAUAGAUUAACAAUAAUUUCUUUUAUGUCGAACAUGAAUCUCGUUUGCAGACUCGAUUCCAGAAUGGUCUGAUAAAAAUUUAAACUACUCAAGAGGGAAGGUCGUCGUCUAUCGCGGCGCUAGAUUCUCGUUCUUGUAAACAACUUUAUGCAAAUUUCUGUUGACAUUUGAGCCCUUCGCGAUAAAAUGUUGCGCGAUGACCCAAAUUUAUUUAUUGACUUCUGAUCAUCAACACGCUGUUUGUGGAACAAACUUCUCGCCAAUGCAAAUCAACUUCUUUGCCGAAAAUAUCAGCGACGAUUCUUCUUUGAAGAAGUGACUUUCGAUCACGUGCCAGGCAAGGAAAAAGAUCAAGUUUCACCGAUGUUCAUUUCGGAACAUCAACGUAAAACAAGCGUGUGCAGAUUUUGUAAAAUAACCCCAUUUUUUUUUUUUUUUUUUUUUUUCGUAAUUUCUAAAGUUUGCUGAACUGUAUGUGUAUUCCGUUUCCUGAACCUUGGGAGUUUGAAAAGGAUUUACGCUUCACUUUUUACCUCUAGAGACUUGCAAUGAUACUCGAGGUAGAACGUAACAUUAAAACGCCCGAAAACCGCGGAAAGGAACUCUACAACGUGCGAAUGCAUUUUUCACUAAUUUGCCGUCAAAAAUGUGAACGUCAAUGUAGUAAUAACGAUCUAUUGCCAGCAUAAUUGGAUAUUCCUGAGGCAAAAAAAAAUUAUUAGUAUUCAUUAUUUGACCGGCCAGAAUCGGGGUUUGUCCGGGUUAAAAAAUAUUUGGCCGGUCAUCAUGACCGGCAACCUGUUGUCCGUUAUUUGCAGCCCUGUGAUGGGCGUAUAACUCGCAGAUGGGGCGGACAAGGGUACCGACACCCACAUUAGAGACCUUAAGAUUGCAGUUUGGCCAUGUUAUUGCAAGCGGCAAACUAUGGUUUGCGGUUUACGGUUUUAUGUUACCCGUCUACUCAUGUUUGGGACUUAUGAUUCGCGCGUGGUAGCUCGCGGCUGCCAUGUUUGUUUUUAUUCAUCCAUUCACUUCCAAUCUAGCUGAGAAAUUGUCAACAAAUUCACGUUUCUAUGGAAGAGAAUUCGAUAAUUAAUAAGCGAAAGAGUUCUAAAAAGUAGUUUUUCCCCUCAUACGUGAGAUUGGGAUGUUUUAGGGUGCAAAAAAAACAUGCAGUAAAAUCACUUACCUGACACUCGAACGUGAUCUAGCCGUACAAACGUGAACCUCAAACUGCAAACCUGACGGCAAGGUUCUAGUUACGUGACUUCUUGACGUUCGCGGUUCGCGGGAAAUGCCGAAAAACCUCGAUCUUAAGGUCUCUAUUUUCUAGAGUUCACCCCUCAUCGGUCACGAGUUCUCGUCAUUAAAGGUGCGGUCAAGUAUUAACGGCGGCGCCCGAUGUAAAAAUCUAUUUAUUUUGCCAUUAUACUUGAUUCAAUUUUUAUAUACAGCUAAGGAAAUUCAUCAAGACUACAAACGCUGCAAGAUAUCGCAAGCAGAUGAAACAGCUUGUUGAUAAGGUACGUUCCGGUUCCUCUGCUUUUAAACGCUAUAUGAAUGAAAAUCGUAACGAAGCUGCUCAUUUGCUUGUAUUUUUUUUGGCCUUUAAUAGAUUGAAGAAACUUCUACUGAAGUAACAAAUCGGCGAUCAAACGUUUCCUUCAGUCCCAAAGACAUUGCUGAAGUUGUGAGUAGUGAUUCAACAGAUUUUUUUUUCCUGUAUUUCCAAUUAUAUUUCAAACUGUAGUAGUUUCUUAGCCGUUGCCGCUCUUGAAAACGAGGGAAUAAAGAUUGAGCAGAACUCCAUAAAACCAAAACUGAAACUCUAACCGACCUUUCCUCAUGGACAAGAAAGGCACCAAUGCAGUAAUGCUAUCGGUUUGAUAAACCUGCAUGUGUGAUUUAUUGUUGGGUAUGUUGUGGUUCAAAUUUAUCCUUGGUUUAAAUCUUAUUUUCUUUUGUUUUUGGAUAUGGUAAUGUAUGUAAUUAUUCGUUCAAAAUAUUUCUCCGAUUCUGAUUGGCUAAAAGCACUUGCACAAUUCACCAUAGCCAGCCACUGAUGACCAAAUUUGGAAGAAUUUUGCGUUUAAUGAACCGAUGACGUCAAAAGUGCAGCUUUCUCCAGGUUAAUGGAGCGUUAACCAAGAACAUUAGGGGACGAGGUUGAGUUGUUUUGGUUGUGAAAACAAAAAUGGCGGACAAUAAACUCGUUGCAAGGGUAAGAACUAGGCGAAAUAAAAGCGAAAAAUAUGGUAAGAACAGCAAGAAGACAACUCGAAGAGUGACAUCUGCUAUUUGGAGAAUAUUUGCGGAGCUGAACACACCUAAACGUGCACUAUCGAAGACGAACUUAACCUCGAUGGAUCGAUGGGGCUAAGCAUCUUUUAGCCAUGUUUUUAAACUAGGAAUUAUCGGCUUUCGUAUCAUAUGACGAAUUAUGGAGAUCUUGUGGAGGCCUACGGCCUCGACAGAUAACACCCUUCUCGAUCUCCAUAAUUCUUCAUAAGGUACUUAUCCUCAUUCAUUGAUUGUUAAAUAAUGACUUUAAAAAAAAAAAAAAAGAAAAUUACAAUUUCAACCAAGGAUAAAAGUGAUCCACAACAGAUACGUUAGUUUACCAACUCAAGGCAUUUACGGGCCAUUAUCACAUUUCGACGGUACUAUGGGUAACGCGGGUACUAUGUAAGUAGAAUUUGACUUCCCGUUGUGUAUUCUGGCGUUUUUGGACUGCCAGCCACUCGGUAUGUAAUUUUUAUCUCGUUCCUCGAGCGGUAUUGCUAGCUUUUCAUUGCAACGGUUGCACGAAAAAACAUGCAACGUGUGUUGAGCGCAGGAAAAUGAAAAAAGGUGGUUGUGUGUGUGUGUGUGCGAGGGAGGGGGGUUGGAUUAUUAGAGAGCUUUAGAUUUGAGGACGAAAACGAGUACGAGGACGAGACUUAACUUAACGUUUUGCUCGUGUUCUCAAAAAAAGACACCCCUUUAUUUUACUUUUUUCAUCAAAAACGUUAGUACGGUUAUUUAUAGUGAAGGAGGUUAAGCCCUCUCCCGAUAGCAAAAUGAUAAAACUUCUUACAUUUGAUAACUUGUUCACGCCGUUUCUUGCCACUACGACAUUCUCGAAAAAACUCGAAGUAGAAAGACGACGGCUAUUGCGUUUUCCCGCCAAAAUGAUGCUGGUUCACGCGUGAGCAAUACUGUCUCAGUAGUCGUACUCGUAGUCGUCCUCAUCUCAGAAUUUAAAGGUGAUAUUACACGGGACGAUUCGCAACGACCAUUUUUAGUGCAACACAGCGUUGCAAUGUUGGGACAAUGUUGUAACCAUUCGAAGCAAUGUCGAAACAAUGUUGCAACCCUUUGUUGCGCUAAAAAUCGUCGUUGCGGGUCGUCUCGUGUAACAUUACCUUAAAGCUCUCUAUUAUUGCGGGAAAACAACAACUGGUACCAUAGGUGGGUGGGUGGGUAAAUGUCGACUGGUCUAUAGGGGGAUAUUACAUUCAGGUAGUUCAGAGUGCUUCGCCAUCCCCUCUUGACUGCAUCUGGUGCCGGGUGCUAAAACACAUACAUCUUUUGCAAAACGUGGAAUAGCCUGUUCUAGGCUCCGAGAUAAUCGGGUUCGCUGAAUUGAGAAAGCGCAAACACGAAAACUUGGGGAGAGGAGUUCGCGUGCCUUUCACUUUCGCGUCUUCCUCACUAUCUGAGAGCGUGGAACAGGCUAAACGCGGAAAGCCCUGGAAAUCGUAAGUAGCGAAGGCAAAUGGUCAGAUGACCCCCGGUCUGACGUAAGGAAACUGGAUUUUUGAGUGUGGGAAAGACGACUAAAACUACGGUAUAUGAUUGGGUUUAUUUUAUGUUUGUUCUGCUUUGUGUUAUUGACAGUUUCUUUUAUUGUUUGAUUAUUUUUCAACAUGCAGGAAAAAUGGACGGCUCAGUAUAGACAAAAUCCAAAUGCUAUAGUGAAAUUCUAUAACACCUGGAAGGCCUUGAAACCAACCGUCCAGCCAGAGGUAAAGUGCUUGUUAUUGACUGUUAAAGCAACAACAACAGCGACGAACGUAGAUAAUGAUAGCCUGCGGGAUUAGUAGGUGGGGGAACGGGGGGAGCCGUAAGAAGAUAGGGACAAAAUCUCGAAAAUCCUCCUGGAAAGUAGUAGUAAGAGAGCUUUAAAAAGUCAUAUCUAUUUAUCUAUCCAUCCAUCCAUCCAUCCCUCCCUCAUGAUAAAUCGAAUUCAUUUCAGUAUAAACUAAAGGGGGGCUUAUAAUGGGAUGUUUUUUUUGCGGGGGUUUAUUAGAACACGGGAUUAUAACUUGGGCGGGAGGGGGGCUUGUAAGUUAUGGGGCUUUAUAAGCGGUAGUUUACAUUAAUACUGAACAUUUUUCCUAGAAUGAAGCAGAAGAAGAAAACAACGAAAACAUGAGCGAAGACGAAAAAGAAACUCCUUCAAAGAGAAAACGUAAACAACAAGGCAGUUCUGAGCACGAGAACGAAAAACCGAAAGGAACAGCGAAGAAACUCAAAAAGACUGCAAAGAAAACUGGCCCUGGAAAAACCCUUUCUCAAACGGCGAAGAACCCUGGAGACGGAGAUGAGGAGGAUGUUGUGCAAGACUUUCAAUUUUCUUCCGACGAGGACUAAAAUGGAAAUCUCCCUUAUACGAAGCGGCUAACGUAGAUACUGGACGAACUCGCCCAGAAGUUUAGUCAUCAACAUAGGCGACUGUUGUCGCGAGACUCAAGACCUUUUGGCAGCCUCUUUCUCCUUCCGCCUCUCCUUUGUGACUAUUGGUUUUCCCAUCAUUUCGCUGGUGCAAAGAAGGUACAAAUAUACCACGCAUUUUCUAUACCAGGUGAAAAAGCCCAGACAUGACCGAGGGGGCAAAUAACGCAAAC
This is a messenger RNA of Porites lobata, 38996 nucleotides long. NCBI's taxonomy places the organism in Eukaryota, Metazoa, Cnidaria, Anthozoa, Scleractinia, Poritidae. The record is from the annotation of a GenBank genome assembly.